Darwinula stevensoni is the source of this 907-nucleotide messenger RNA. NCBI's taxonomy places the organism in Eukaryota, Metazoa, Arthropoda, Ostracoda, Podocopida, Darwinulidae. The record is from the annotation of a GenBank genome assembly.
CAAGGUAGUCAUAUCAACCUCCGCUCCCUCCCGAUAAGCCAGAUAUGGGGAUUUCCUGUUGAGCAUAUGCUUCAUGGGAUCCGAUAAGGACGUUACACAGACAAGGACGCCUCGCCUUUCUCCGAGCAUCAUCUGUGGCUGCUCCGGCAUUUCCACGUUCUUUUCGCCAUCGACUCGGAAACGAAGAUGAAAACCCUCGUGCUCCUCGGGACCAUCUGCGCCUUCCUCGUUCCCUCCUCAUGGAGUCUGAAAUGCUACAGCUGCGCCGGUGUGGACUGCGAGAGAUUGCCGAGCGAAGAGCAGGAAGAGAAUUGCGAUUACCUCACCAUCGUACCUAACCAGGAAUACUAUUGCGGCUUCGGCUUCGCUGACAACUCCAGAGAGAAAGUCGUGAGGAGGAUGUGCGUUCUGCACGACCCCUUUCAGGAAGGUUGCUUCUGGACCGACAAGCUCCCCGGUGCAAAUUACACGUGUCUUUGCCCCACGGAUUUCUGCAACGACUUCGUCCCCCACAAAGUGCCGCCGAAGACGACGACGACGACGGAGUUUCCGACGGAGGAUCCCAGGGAGGGAGCCUCCACGGACGAGAACGGGGGCGUCGCGCCGACGGCCGCCGUUGCCCUUCUCGUUUCUGGCAUCCUUGUUGGGGUUGGCGCGCGUUGACAACACUGGCGCGGGUCGAAGACGCGGGCGCGGGAUCUGGUCUCGAACGUUUCCCAGCAGCAAUCUGUCUUACAAUAAAAGGUUUCUUCGUACGCUUGAUGUUCGUCUCAUCGCGAUGUUCUUCGCUGCAUGAGAGGGUCGAGAAUUUUUUUAUUGCAUCUUUUAUGUGAUAGUUCGCAUCAUUUGGGCACGGGUAUUAUACUUCAUAUCUAAGCGAAUAAAAAUGAAUAGAGAUUAAACAGGG